CGGGGAAGCACAAGUAUUUCUGCAAACAAACAAGCUGACAAAGCGAAGCUUUCCAAUUCUCUCUUCUUCGUAAAUCAGUAUGUAUCAGUUACAAGCGUUCACACAGUUGAGAAACAGAGCAACUCGGACUGCCAUCACUUAUCUGGGUUCACUCGGCACUACCAGACCCAACCAUUCCCGGCCCUAUGCCAAUGAAGAAGUGGGAACCAGAGCGAGCCAUUCUUUGCCAUUUGCAACUUUGAAUGUUGAAGAUAUAUCCGGUUCUCAACCUGCUGAAGUACACAACUUAGUGCAGGGAAAUUGGAUAAGAUCUUCCAGUUGGAACACAAUAUUGGAUCCCCUAAAUGGGGAGUCAUUUAUUAAAGUUGCAGAAGUACAAGACGCAGAACUGCAGCCAUUCUUGGAGAGCAUGAGAAAGUGCCCCAAACAUGGCCUACAUAAUCCAUUUAAGGCACCAGAAAGAUAUCUAAUGUUGGGAGACAUAUCUACAAAGGCAGCUCAUAUGCUAUCAUUGCCUGAAGUUUCUGAUUUCUUCACAAGGUUAAUACAGAGGGUGUCUCCUAAGAGUUACCAGCAAGCUCUGGCUGAAGUUUUUGUCACACAAAAGUUUUUGGAAAAUUUUUCUGGUGAUCAGGUUCGAUUUCUGGCAAGGUCUUUUGGAGUACCUGGAAAUCAUCUUGGACAGCAGAGCCAUGGUUUCCGCUGGCCUUAUGGUCCGGUGGCCAUUGUUACUCCCUUUAAUUUUCCCUUGGAGAUUCCUGUACUUCAGUUGAUGGGUGCAUUAUACAUGGGAAAUAAGCCAGUUCUUAAAGUUGAUAGCAAGGUGUGCAUUGUAAUGGAACAAAUGCUUCGUCUGCUUCAUGAUUGUGGGCUACCAUUAGAGGAUGUUGAUUUCUUAAAUUCUGAUGGAAAGACAAUGAACAAACUACUUCUAGAGGGAAAACCACGCAUGACUCUAUUCACUGGUAGCUCGAGAGUAGCAGAGAAGUUAGCAGGGGACCUUAAAGGUCGCAUCAAGCUGGAAGAUGCUGGAUUUGACUGGAAGAUCCUUGGCCCUGAUGUUGAUGAGGUGGAUUACAUUGCGUGGGUUUGCGAUCAAGAUGCCUACGCAUGUAGUGGUCAGAAGUGCUCAGCUCAAUCAAUACUUUUUAUGCACGAGAAUUGGAGCAAAAGUCCCCUCAUCAACUUAAUGAGCUCACUCGCUGCAAGAAGAAAGCUAGAUGACUUAACAGUUGGUCCUGUUCUCACUUUUACAACCAAAGCGAUGUUAGACCAUAUGAAUAAAUUGCUUCAGAUACCAGGAUCAAAGCUUCUCUUCGGUGGUGAACCCUUGGAAAAUCAUUCCAUCCCUUCAAUUUAUGGUGCCAUUAGACCAACUGCCGUUUUUGUUCCUCUAGAAGAAAUCCUAAAGGAUGAAAAUUACGAUCUUGUGACAACCGAAGUUUUUGGCCCAUUCCAGAUAGUCACUGAAUACAAAGAUAAUCAACUGCCCUUGGUCUUGAAUGCCCUUGAAAGGAUGGAUGCAAAUUUAACGGCUGCUGUAGUUUCAAAUGAUCAACUGUUCCUGCAAGAAGUGAUCGGAAAUUCUGUUAAUGGAACUACUUAUGCCGGAAUCAGAGCAAGAACGACAGGGGCACCACAAAAUCACUGGUUCGGUCCGGCCGGAGAUCCGAGAGGAGCCGGAAUUGGGACACCGGAAGCAAUAAAGCUAGUUUGGUCAUGCCAUAGAGAAAUUAUAUAUGAUAUUGGCCCUGUAUCGCCAGCAUGGAAACUUCCGCAAGCGACGUAAUAGGGAAAUCCACUGAUCAUUAGCCUGCAAUUUGGUUUGUAGUUAAUUGUAGGAAUGGAAUGAAUCUGAUAAAUUAUAUGUCACUAUUAGAAAUAAUGCAUCUUUUAUUCUUCUACCGGAAUACAAUAGAGGAGAAUUCUUUUCA
Molecule: messenger RNA, 1934 nt
Organism: Ipomoea nil (Japanese morning glory)
Lineage: Eukaryota; Viridiplantae; Streptophyta; Magnoliopsida; Solanales; Convolvulaceae
Product: probable aldehyde dehydrogenase
Exons: 17
Coding region: 80-1789 (569 amino acids)
Cellular component (GO): mitochondrion
Molecular function (GO): aldehyde dehydrogenase (NAD+) activity; L-glutamate gamma-semialdehyde dehydrogenase (NAD+) activity
Source: RefSeq, a predicted model, not a curated record